Messenger RNA from Colias croceus (clouded yellow), 3911 nucleotides. RefSeq lists its product as uncharacterized. The record is from RefSeq and is a predicted model, not a curated record. Gene Ontology annotation, molecular function: protein binding. NCBI's taxonomy places the organism in Eukaryota, Metazoa, Arthropoda, Insecta, Lepidoptera, Pieridae. The coding region runs from base 220 to 3822 and encodes 1200 amino acids. The transcript has 3 exons.
AAGUGCUGCAAAAGAUACUAGGUAUGGAGUAUGAGUCAACGAGUAGUGGAAACCAUAGAACAAUAUGUUGGCAACAACCAUAUACACAUACAUAAUAUUAAACAUACUAUGAAGAACGUCUGCAAAAAUAUAGUAUGGAGUAGAACUUUGACUGAAGCGUUUAGGACGAGAACUGAGAAGGUUUCUUACAAAUUCCAGGACACAGAUUAACCCGCAACAAUGGAUCAACCGGGGACAUCAGUUCAAGAAGACAAUAUUGUAGAAGAUUUAACAAAUUGCAAUGCCGACUCUUUGUCUAAAGAAAUAAUUAAAAUAUUUAAGAAACUUGUUGAAGCUAUACAAAAUAGUGAUAUAUCAACGUUUAAAAUUCUAAUCAAUACUCUAUAUACUGUUGAGAAUAAAGUCGUGAUACAGGAAGUAACUACAAGAAGCAAGUUUGAUACAUUCAGCUGCAUAAGCAAAUAUUCUCAAGUUGAAAUGCUUGAAUAUCUUCUUGAACAAACUGAGCUUUUGCCUUAUCUGUCCCCGUUGGAUAGAGCACAACGCAAUCUAACAAUAGAGAAUACAUUCUUCAUCUGUAUGCGAACUAGGAAUGAAGUACUACUUGAAAAGUUCUACGACUAUUGGGCUGGGGAUCUUCAUUGGGUAUACAAUAAAGAUAGCAGUGUGAAUGACAAUGAAAAUUUAAGUAAUCUCUGUAUUCUAUUAAGCAGUGCUGAAGAAAAAUUCAAGAGAAGUAAUGCUAUCAAAUGCUGUAACCCACCAACAUUGGCCCACAUUAAAAGUAUUGUCAUUUAUAACGAAUUCCAAAUUGAUUUAUAUGAAAAAUUAGGAGAUAUUAAAAAGAAAAUUAAGGAAUGGAAAGAUAUAUCUGAUUACAAUCAAUCAAUUUGUCGUGAAAUCUAUCUAAUUGAAGAAAUUAUUGAUAUUAUUCUUGAACAACUUAAUAUUUACACUAAGAAGGUACUUGCUAUUGUUUUAGACAAUAAGAAAAAAGAAGAAGAUGGUAUAUCUUUGUACUGGAAAGCACAAGCAUUCUAUAUGUUCAAAACAUUCUUUUGGAAAAUGGACUACAACAUAUGUUUGUUAAUUUUAGACAAUAUUCAUUUAUUAAAAAGAAGACUUAUAAUGGAAAACAAUAUGUACCAAAAAUUAGAAUCUAAGCUUUAUCACUUUAUUUAUCAUUUAAGGACGAAAUGGACCUUUUAUUUAUCGAAAACUAGUACACUAAAAGGUGAUAUUAUCUCGACAAUUGAAAAUGAUGAGGUCCACAUAUAUCAAACACCCAGUUCGGUCAAUAUGGGAGAGUUAAUAAGAUUUUUGGUGAUGUACUUAGAAAGAGAUCACUUUGUUAAUAUGUUACAACACUUCAAAGAAGAAUUAAGUAAGCCAAUUGUAGAGAAAAAUGUUAGGCCAAAGGAUUCUAAAUUCACAGAUGAAGAAAUCCAAUCACUUACACCAUGUCCUGAAAUGAGAGAUGAUUAUUCUUUAAAAAAGAUGUUUCGUUAUCUUCAGGAACUUCCUUCUAUGUCUGAUAUAAAAAAGAAAAAGGAGAGAGCGCAACUAUUACUGGAGAGAAUAUUGCAAGUUGUUGGAGAAUUUCUCAAAAGCACCAAAGAAAGUAUGAAUUUAGAUCCAACAACGCGCGCUUUGAUACUCGCGGAAGUACCAAUAGAUGCUGUGGAUAGUCUUAACGAUAUAAGAGACUAUCUCAGCAAGGCCAAAAAAUGUAAAAUUCUUUGGCGAAUGGAGAUUGCUAAACAUGGUGAACACAUUUUUGAAAAAGUCUUACAAGAUUUGUUACACUUAAGAGAUGCCAUACGAAAAGUGAUUAGUAUAAAUAGAUAUUUCGUGAACAGAUCCCUCAUUAAGUUCGGCUUCAAAAUUUUGUCUGAUAGACGAGACGAGAUAGAAGGUAAAAUCGAUUUGCCUAAUUAUUUAUACUCUUGCUAUUCACAGUUUCUGGGAGGCUGUAUGUAUCAUUUGAUGGAAAGAAUAUUUUUAGAUAGAUUUUAUACAGAGACAUGGAGUAAACAUGGUUUAUCCAGAAGCCUUAUGAUAGAAGUUGGGCAUAUUAACCAUGAUUUUAAUAUGCUUAGCAAGAAAGAUGGCCAAGAAAUGAGGAGAAUACGUAUGUUUUUGACAAAAAAAUUUAGUCACUAUGAAAAAGUAAUAAAUGACUUACUCCAAAAGGUAAUAUAUCAGAGCAAUCAAUGGACAAAUUUGAGAAAUAGUUUAGCUCUUGAUACAUUAAGUGAUUAUCCAAAUUCUAAAGAUGUUAUAGAUUUAAAACAUCUUUUAAACUCCGCAAAUAAUGCUGACAUUCGCGACACAUUAUCCAAUUUUAUUGACAAUUAUAUAGAUGUAGAGGUGUUGUGGGACACUAUAGAGAGAUUAUUUGAAUUCUUAAUUAUAAAGACAAAGAGUUUUGAUGACACCAGUGCAGAAUUAAAAUUCAGCAUGUUUUCUUAUAAUUACGAACAACUUUGUCGCAAUGGAUACAAGCAUAAGGACAUGAAAGAUAAUGUUGAAAGAUUACUGAAGUUAAUAGAACAACAUUGUUCGCCAAAAGCUCAAUCGGCAAAUAUAAGUGCUGUUCACACAUUUGAUGGCAUAAAGGAAUUCAAUGCAAUUCUGAAUAUGAAACAAUUCAUAACCCAAGAGGAAAUUAAAUAUAUAUCCAAUAACAUUCCCAAAUGUCAUAAGAGCCAAAGACCAAUGUUUUGUAAAAUUGGAAAGAGCUUUUGUGCUGAUAUGGAAAAAAAUAUUAAAACCGCAUUGGCAAUUGAGCCAUUUGAUGAACUAUCAGCGAAAAUUAUUCAUAGCUUGCAUGUUGCAGAUCGAGAACCAGAAUUAUUAAAGUGUUACUUGGAAAGGAUAACCUUACUUUCAAAUAUAAUAAAUAAGCAACACCGUGACCUUUUAGUAGUACAGUAUAAAUAUAAUGCCCAAUUUAGAAUUUGUUUGGAAAUGAUCCUAAUUGAUCUGCUUAACAUAUCGGCUAAAUGUAAGCGAAUAGAAACAAUACAGAAACAGAACAAAUUACUGACUGAAAUCAACAUGCGUAACGUUUUAGCGCACGGUAAUGCUUUGCUUGAAGUAAUCGGCGAAGUUUUGGACACAAAUGAUCUUCCAGGAGAAAUAAUAAACAAAUCAUUAGAAUUUGUUGAAGACUUGGAAUCAGUACAAGCAAUUUAUGAUUUAAAAAGCGGCGGAUUUUGUUUUGAAAAUAUAGACAAUGAUGGUAAUUUCCCUGAUACUGUCAGUAUUACUGACACAGAAAAAGAAUUAUUUCAGAAAUUUAAAGAGUCCAAGCAUUGGAGAAAUUAUUUACAACUAAUCCCCGAAUACGUAGCGCACACGUGGCGUAUAAAAAAGCAACAGAGAGAAGAGGAAACUAAAGCGAAUUUGAAACUUAUUGAAACUGUUAGAAUAAACGGUGAUAUUGAUAAUUUGGCGAGUAUUCUGGAAAAAGUAGACAUUAACUAUGUCGAUGACAACGGCAAUGCAGCUAUUCACUACGCUGCUAUGUACGGCAACCUGGACAUUAUGAAAGAAUUGACAAAAAAUAUGGCGAAUAUUAACAUUAAAAACGAAGAUAAUAAAAUGACGGCAUUGCAUUACGCGGCUCUGAAAGGUCACUCUGAAAUAGUUAACUAUCUAGUCGAGUGCGGUGCUGACAUCGAAAAGGACAAACAGGGACACACCUAUAAAGAUAUCGAAGAAAUUAAGGCUGAGGCAUCUAAGAAGAGAAUGGAAGAGAAACCUGAAGAGAUAGAGUUGGAGGCUGGUGAUUUUAAUAUAUUUGGUAUGGACGAUUAGAGUGCGCUAGUCACAAAUACACAAAAUAAAUGUUUUUAAUCGUUUAUUAGGAGAUUUGAAUGCAAAAUCAAGUUAUAGAAAAUUCGCAU